Molecule: messenger RNA, 537 nt
Organism: Dovyalis caffra
Lineage: Eukaryota; Viridiplantae; Streptophyta; Magnoliopsida; Malpighiales; Salicaceae
Source: the annotation of a GenBank genome assembly
AUGAUGAAUCAAGCCAGUCUCCAGCAGAACGCCGUUACUUUUUGUGAUGAGAGAAAAGGUUUGGUUUCGAUUUCUGAUUCCAAGGGUCCUGUUGUUUGUCCAAAGCCUCGGCGAGUAGGAAUUUUGGCUAAUAAUCCCAUCAGGCCUUUGAGAUGGUCAGCGAGCCAUCAAGCCGAAAUGUGUGAUUCGAAAGCUGGGGCAGAGCUUCUGGACAUUAUUCUCAUGAAGGAGGGUCAUGGUUCAGAUCAUUCUGCAACCGAGGUGGCCUCGUCGCCACCACCAUUUUUUUGUGGGUCUCCUCCAACCAGAGUAGGCAACCCAUUAAUUCAAGAUGCCAGAUUUGGGGAUGAAAAACACACUCCAAUGUCACCACUGUCCAUUCCAUCUCCUUCUGGUUUAUCAUCUCCAUCAUCAUCUGCACGCAAGGGAGGGUGUGCAAGAAUGAAGUUUGGGCUUAAACCAGCUGCAGUUAGAGUAGAAGGAUUUGAUUGCCUCAACAGGGAUCGCCAAAAUUCCAGCAUCCCUGCUGUGGCUUAG